Molecule: messenger RNA, 3505 nt
Organism: Hyaena hyaena (striped hyena)
Lineage: Eukaryota; Metazoa; Chordata; Mammalia; Carnivora; Hyaenidae
Gene: AGO2
Product: argonaute RISC catalytic component 2
Exons: 19
Coding region: 29-2611 (860 amino acids)
Biological process (GO): regulation of DNA-templated transcription; regulatory ncRNA-mediated gene silencing
Cellular component (GO): RISC complex
Molecular function (GO): protein binding; RNA binding; endoribonuclease activity, cleaving siRNA-paired mRNA
Source: RefSeq, a predicted model, not a curated record
GGCCCCGGAGCCCCUCGGCGGCGCCACCAUGUACUCGGGAGCCGGCCCCGUGCUCGCGCCUCCUGCGCCGCCGCCGCCACCCAUCCAAGGAUAUGCCUUCAAGCCUCCACCUCGACCCGACUUCGGGACUUCCGGGAGAACAAUCAAGUUACAGGCCAACUUCUUUGAAAUGGACAUUCCAAAAAUUGACAUCUAUCAUUACGAAUUGGAUAUCAAGCCAGAGAAGUGCCCAAGAAGAGUUAACAGGGAAAUUGUGGAACAUAUGGUCCAGCACUUUAAAACACAGAUCUUUGGGGAUCGGAAACCAGUGUUUGAUGGAAGAAAGAAUCUCUACACAGCGAUGCCUCUCCCAAUCGGGAGGGAUAAGGUGGAGCUGGAGGUCACGCUGCCUGGAGAAGGGAAGGACCGCAUCUUCAAGGUGUCCAUCAAGUGGGUGUCCUGUGUGAGCUUACAGGCGUUACACGAUGCACUUUCGGGGCGGCUGCCCAGCGUCCCCUUUGAGACGAUCCAGGCCCUGGACGUGGUCAUGAGGCAUUUGCCAUCGAUGAGGUACACCCCCGUGGGCCGCUCCUUCUUCACGGCGUCCGAGGGCUGCUCCAACCCCCUGGGCGGGGGCCGGGAAGUGUGGUUUGGCUUCCAUCAGUCCGUCCGACCUUCUCUUUGGAAAAUGAUGUUGAACAUUGAUGUCUCAGCAACUGCGUUUUAUAAGGCACAGCCAGUAAUCGAGUUUGUUUGUGAAGUUUUGGAUUUUAAAAGUAUUGAAGAACAACAGAAACCUCUGACAGAUUCCCAAAGGGUAAAGUUUACCAAAGAAAUCAAAGGUCUGAAGGUGGAGAUCACGCACUGCGGGCAGAUGAAGAGGAAGUACCGCGUCUGCAACGUGACCCGGCGACCCGCCAGCCACCAAACAUUCCCGCUUCAGCAGGAGAGCGGGCAGACGGUGGAGUGCACGGUGGCCCAGUACUUCAAGGAUAGGCACAAGCUGGUUCUGCGCUACCCCCACCUCCCAUGUUUACAAGUCGGACAGGAGCAGAAACACACCUACCUUCCCCUCGAGGUCUGCAACAUAGUAGCAGGACAGAGAUGUAUCAAAAAGCUGACCGACAAUCAGACCUCAACCAUGAUCAGAGCUACUGCAAGGUCAGCGCCAGAUCGGCAAGAAGAGAUUAGCAAGCUGAUGCGAAGUGCAAGUUUUAAUACAGAUCCGUAUGUUCGUGAAUUUGGAAUCAUGGUCAAAGACGAGAUGACAGAUGUGACUGGCCGGGUCCUCCAGCCGCCCUCCAUCCUCUACGGGGGCAGGAAUAAAGCGAUCGCCACCCCUGUCCAGGGCGUCUGGGACAUGAGGAACAAGCAGUUUCACACGGGCAUUGAGAUCAAGGUGUGGGCCAUUGCCUGCUUCGCUCCCCAGCGCCAGUGCACGGAGGUCCACCUGAAAUCCUUCACGGAGCAGCUCAGAAAGAUCUCGCGGGACGCCGGGAUGCCGAUCCAGGGCCAGCCGUGCUUCUGCAAAUACGCCCAGGGGGCGGACAGCGUGGAGCCCAUGUUCAGGCAUCUGAAGAACACGUACGCUGGCCUCCAGCUGGUGGUGGUCAUCCUGCCUGGCAAAACCCCCGUUUACGCCGAGGUCAAGCGCGUGGGAGACACAGUGCUGGGGAUGGCCACGCAGUGUGUGCAGAUGAAGAACGUGCAGCGGACCACACCGCAGACCCUGUCCAACCUCUGCUUGAAGAUCAACGUCAAACUAGGAGGCGUGAACAACAUCCUGCUGCCCCAGGGGAGGCCGCCUGUGUUCCAGCAGCCCGUCAUCUUUCUGGGGGCUGAUGUCACCCACCCGCCCGCUGGGGACGGGAAGAAGCCUUCCAUCGCCGCCGUGGUGGGCAGCAUGGACGCGCACCCCAACCGCUACUGCGCCACCGUGCGGGUCCAGCAGCACCGGCAGGAGAUCAUCCAGGACCUGGCCACCAUGGUCCGCGAGCUCCUCAUCCAGUUCUACAAGUCCACGCGCUUCAAGCCGACCCGCAUCAUCUUCUACCGCGACGGCGUCUCGGAGGGGCAGUUUCAGCAGGUUCUCCACCAUGAGUUACUGGCCAUCCGCGAGGCGUGUAUUAAGCUGGAAAAGGACUACCAGCCAGGGAUCACGUUCAUAGUGGUACAGAAGAGGCACCACACUCGGCUUUUCUGCACCGACAAGAACGAGAGGGUUGGGAAAAGUGGAAACAUUCCAGCAGGCACAACCGUGGACACGAAAAUCACCCACCCGACCGAGUUUGACUUCUACCUGUGUAGUCAUGCCGGCAUCCAGGGAACAAGCAGGCCUUCCCACUAUCACGUGCUUUGGGAUGACAAUCGUUUCUCUUCCGACGAGCUGCAGAUCCUCACCUACCAGCUGUGUCACACCUACGUGCGCUGCACGCGCUCCGUUUCCAUCCCGGCGCCGGCCUACUACGCCCACCUGGUGGCCUUCCGUGCCAGGUACCACCUGGUGGACAAAGAGCAUGACAGUGCUGAAGGAAGCCAUACCUCCGGGCAGAGCAACGGGCGAGACCACCAAGCCUUGGCAAAGGCCGUCCAGGUUCAUCAGGACACGCUGCGCACCAUGUACUUUGCUUGACGCGUCGCAGUGUUUACGAUGGUGUACGGACUUGGAUCCACGUGAGACCAGCUACACUCAGACCAACGGACGCCCAGCCCUUCCGUGACAGCCAGCAUCGAACAUGAGACGUCAUUGAUUUUAGUAGAUUCUCCAUUUUCCAGAAUGCCUUCCGUCCCGGAUUUCAGACUUGGAUUUUGAACUGCAGACCUGUAUGAGACCCCAUUGUCGUAGGAAAUAUGGUUUGCCAAAAUCUAUAAGCUGCUUAUUAAAAUAGAGUCCCGUGUUUCCUAAAAAUCUCCUAAAACCAGUCUAUGAACUCAGGGCUUUAAAACAUUUUUAAUUUAUUUGGUCAUUCAACUUACUUGUUUUUAACACAUGAUUCUCUAUGAAAUUGAUGGGCUCGAACUAGCUGUGAACGUUCUCAGAGAGUGGAAGCAACACAGAGCACGGCAGUGGUUUUAAAGCCUUGAGCGUUGUGAGGAGGUCGCUGGCGUGGACGCCGGAGUGACCCUCGUGUGCUCCUGACAGGGCUCUCACACAAGCUCUUCGGGGCCGAGGGCAGGUGGCCCACCGAGGCGCCCACGGGUGUCUCGCUCUGUCACCACCCGCCUCCCACUCAGCUUGAAAUAAGGAGCGGGGGCAGAAGACGGGCCACGUGUGUUUACAACAUUUAUAGGUCCAGAGAGAUUGGCAGACAAGUGCCAUUUUAAUAAAAAUUUAUUUAAAAAAAAAAAAAAAAGAAAAAAGACAAUAUGCCGACAGUCUAAUCAUAAGAUUUGUCCUAUAGGACUGUGACAUUUAUUUUCCAAAGUUUCUAAAGAAUACGGGUCUGUGGUGAUAAAUACAGUACAAUCCUUUUUCACUGUUAUGUCUUUAAUGUAAGAGAAAAAUAUAUAUAUCUGGUUUGCAGUA